UGGGCCGGAAGUGCCUGGAAGAUGGUAAAUAAGCUGUGAGAGGGAAAAAGAACCUGGCUCCAUCUUUACGGCUCCCGGUGCUCCUGCUGUCUCCUGGCCAUGGGGGGUGUCCUGGGAUUGUGCUCCAUGGCGAGCUGGAUACCAUGUCUAUGUGGGAGUGCUCCAUGUCUGCUGUGCCGAUGCUGUCCAAGUGGAAAUAACUCCACAGUAACUAGGCUGAUUUAUGCAUUCUUUUUGCUUAUUGGUGUGGGUAUAUCCUGUGUGAUGUUGAUACCAGGAAUGGAAGAACAGUUAAAUAAGAUUCCUGGAUUUUGUGAUAGUGGGACAGGAGUUGUGCUGUGUAGUGUGUUGGUUGGAUACAAAGCUGUAUACCGUUUGUGCUUUGGCAUGGCCAUGUUUUUCCUUCUGUUCUCCUUAUUGAUGAUCAAAGUGAAGAGCAGCAGUGAUCCUAGAGCUGCAGUGCACAAUGGAUUCUGGUUCUUUAAAUUUGUAGCAGCAGUGGCAAUUACUGUUGGAGCUUUCUUUAUCCCAGAAGGACCCUUUACUACUGUGUGGUUUUAUGUGGGCAUGGCAGGAGCCUUUUGUUUUAUUCUCAUCCAGCUGGUUUUACUUAUUGAUUUUGCCCACUCAUGGAAUGAAUCAUGGGUUGAAAAAAUGGAAGAAGGGAACUCAAGAUGUUGGUAUGCAGCUUUGUUAUCCGCUACAGCAAUGAAUUAUCUACUGUCUUUAGUUGCUAUAGUCCUGUUCUUUGUCUACUACACUCACCCAGACGGUUGCUCAGAAAAUAAGGCCUUCAUCAGUGUCAAUAUGCUUCUGUGCAUUGGAGCAUCUGUAAUGUCUAUUCUGCCCAAGAUCCAAGAGUCACAGCCAAGAUCUGGUUUGUUGCAAUCUUCAGUAAUCACAAUCUACACAAUGUAUCUGACCUGGUCUGCUAUGACGAAUGAACCAGACAGACAGUGCAAUCCAAGUUUAUUAAGCAUAAUUGGCUAUAAUAUUACAACAAGCAUUCCAAAGCAAGGAGACUCUGUCCAGUGGUGGGAUGCUCAAGGAAUUGUGGGACUAAUGCUCUUUUUGUGUUGUGUGCUUUAUUCAAGCAUCCGGUCAUCUAACAACAGUCAGGUUAAUAAACUGACUUUGACCAGUGAUGAGUCAACACUGAUAGAAGAUGGUGUGGCCAGACAUGAUGGAUCACUUGAUGAUGGUGACGAUGUUCACCGAGCAAUAGACAAUGAAAGGGAUGGUGUUACUUACAGUUACUCCUUCUUCCAUUUCAUGCUUUUCUUGGCUUCACUUUAUAUCAUGAUGACCCUGACCAACUGGUACAGUUAUGAGCCUUCUCGUGAGAUGACCAGUAAGUGGACUUCAGUCUGGGUGAAAAUCUCUUCAAGCUGGAUUGGCAUCGUGCUGUAUGUUUGGACACUAGUGGCUCCACUUGUCCUCACAAACCGUGAUUUUGACUGAACUGGAAUUCUGGCAUAAAAGUUCUUUUGCUUCUAGCUUAUUUGAAAUUGACAGUAUUCCAGACUUUAGUGUAAAUAUGUGUGUGUGUUAACAAGGUAGCCUACCUGGUAUUAGUCUGCAUGACAUAGAUUGUGUCACUUUCUAUUUUACUCGGUAUUUCCUUGCCAAGCUCACUGAUUUAUGUUGGACUUAGUAGCAGUGAAAUAUAGUCAGUAUUGUGGUAGGAAAAGUAGAUGUAUGAGAAUUGUAAGGGAAAAGUGAAAUAGAGUGAAAGCAAAAAUGUUUGUUAGAGAUUUACAUUUUAAAAGCAUGGUGGAAUUGAAGUUAUUUUAUCAACUAUAUAAGCAAGAUAGGAUUGCCUUCUAAUAAUACCUGAUGACUUGCUUCAAAAACACACUCUAACAAGAAAUUUACUAUUCUGGAAUUCUUUAAAACAUGUUACAUAGACAUUUUUCUGACAGCUGGUAUCUACCCCAGUUUUUCCAUGGUUCUAAGAAAUGUGAUUUAUCACCAACAGAAAAUGUUUUGGGUUACACAGUAUGGAAAAUUUAAUCAAUAGUGUUUGAAUAAUAAAUUUAAAAUUUCCCAAGGUUGGAAGACUUUUAUAGGCACUGUUUUCCUACUUUUGCUAGUUAUCCCUCCAUAGUGUCUAACACAGUGGUGUAGAGUGAGCAUUGGGUAAUAGAUAUCUCCUCUCCUCUAGCCUGAGAAUAUCCAGUUUUAAAAAGAAAAAGUAUGUGUUACAUGUAGGUGGAACUUUUAGUAACUUUUCAAAAAGUAAAUUUUGAUUUUUGAAAAAAGAAUCAUGGCUUAUGUAAGAAGGAUUUUGGAAGUCAACUAAGGGAAAAAAUAAAGUAGAUUUUUGACCCAGGAAAGAAAUCUUAGAGCUGGAAUGUCUGAGACUGUAGAGAUGUGAGGUGACUUGUCCAAGGUUAGAACCAGGUCUCCUGACUAGUUAAGUGCAUUUGCCAUUGUACCAAAGUGGCACCAAAAAUUCUUCUACAAAAUAUAUUGUUCAUAGUAAUAUGUUGUACCUGACCUAUUUUGGGUUAGUCCAUGUAAUUCUUGUGGCUGGUGCCUAGCAUAUCUACAGUUAAUGGCAAAAUUAUUUUGACUCAGUGCUAAAGAAUGAACCCUGGCUUAAAGUUUGUUGUGCAGUUUUAAAGAUAUCAUUAAAUGCUUUUGUAUUUGCUGCUAUGUAAUUGAAAUACAUGGGCUUUAUUUAAACAUAUUUGUUCCAUCUCAAAUUGAGCACUCUGAUUAUGAACCUAGAAACAUACUUAAACACUUGUUUUUGUAUGAUGUAACUACUGCUCUUUAUCUGCGUGACAUUAAAGGUUAUGAAUGCAGGUGGAGUAUAAUAAAGAAAUGAUUGUCAUUCUCCAACCUUAUAUUUGGAGAUUCUAAAUCUCUCUUGUUACAUUAGAUAUUCACACACUUCAGCAUCUGUAUGUUACUUAUUAAUAAACAUGAAUUCAUAAGA
Messenger RNA from Phascolarctos cinereus (koala), 2944 nucleotides. RefSeq names its product serine incorporator 1 (gene SERINC1). Gene Ontology annotation, cellular component: membrane. NCBI's taxonomy places the organism in Eukaryota, Metazoa, Chordata, Mammalia, Diprotodontia, Phascolarctidae. The record is from RefSeq and is a predicted model, not a curated record.